Scophthalmus maximus (turbot) is the source of this 3627-nucleotide messenger RNA. RefSeq names its product calcium/calmodulin-dependent protein kinase 1Db (gene camk1db). The transcript has 11 exons. Gene Ontology annotation, biological process: peptidyl-serine phosphorylation. Gene Ontology annotation, molecular function: calcium/calmodulin-dependent protein kinase activity; ATP binding; calmodulin binding. Bases 581 to 1822 code for a protein of 413 amino acids. The record is from RefSeq and is a predicted model, not a curated record. Gene Ontology annotation, cellular component: cytoplasm; intracellular anatomical structure. NCBI's taxonomy places the organism in Eukaryota, Metazoa, Chordata, Actinopteri, Pleuronectiformes, Scophthalmidae.
GUUUCACGCGUGGCACAAUGACGUGACUGGGCCUUUCCUCCAGCAGGGGACGGGCACCGAGCAGAGUUCACGCCGGGGCCCGGUGGUGGUUUGGUGCAAUGCGAACACUCGGAUCGUCCAGUGGUCGGGCGGCGGCGGCGGCGGCCUCCCACUGCUCCCACUGCUCCCACCACCACACGGCGUGGGACCUCGGCUCGCCGCUGGGCACUGACCGAAUCCCGGGCGGCUGAGAGGAGGAGGAGGAGGAGGAGGAGAGUGUGUCCCCGGUCAGUGAUCUGAGCAGUGGGGAAGCUCAGGCUCGGGAUCCGCUACGUCAAACAGAUUAGUCAAAUACGCUCUCGGGGCAGAACGCACCUCCCCUCCCCGGGCGCGCCUGGACACCUGCACGGCGCUGAGGCGGCGAGACAGUCUGCGCCGACGCAGCCAGGAAGACCUCCGGUGAAACACACACAAGUGCACUACUUUUCUUUUUCCUUUUUUUCCCCCUGUCUGGCGGGGGAGGGGGCUGGAUGAGACAGUGGCAGUGGCGCUGAUCGGCCGGCAGCAGCGUCUCUCGUCCCUCGUCCCCACCGGCCGCGCAAUGGCGAGAGAGAACGGCGAGUGCCGCGACGGAUCGUGGAAGAAGCUCGUCGACGACAUCAAGAAGACGUUCGACUUCAAGGAAGUCCUCGGGACUGGUGCGUUUUCCGAAGUGGUGAUGGCCAGGGAGAAGACCACGGGAAAGAUGGUGGCAAUCAAGUGCAUUCCCAAAAAAGCACUGAAGGGGAAGGAGACGAGCAUCGACAAUGAAAUCGCCGUGCUUAGGAAGAUAAAGCACGAGAACAUCGUGGCUCUUGAGGACAUCUACGAGAGCUCAAACCACCUGUACCUCAUAAUGCAGCUGGUGUCCGGAGGUGAACUGUUUGACCGCAUCGUGGAAAAGGGCUUUUACACAGAGAUGGAUGCCAGUCGGCUCAUCCGGCAGGUUUUGGAUGCAGUCAACUAUCUGCACUCUAUGGGCAUAGUGCACCGAGACCUGAAGCCCGAGAACCUGCUGUACUUCAGUCCCCAUGACGAGUCAAAGAUCAUGAUCAGUGACUUUGGCCUUUCAAAAAUGGAGGGGACCGGUGACGUGAUGGCCACCGCCUGUGGGACUCCAGGAUACGUGGCUCCUGAGGUCUUAGCUCAGAAGCCUUACAGUAAGGCGGUGGACUGCUGGUCCAUUGGGGUCAUCGCUUAUAUUCUGCUCUGCGGUUACCCUCCUUUCUACGACGAGAACGACUCCAAGCUCUUUGAGCAGAUCCUCAAGGCCGACUAUGAGUUUGACGCACCGUACUGGGACGACAUAUCCGACUCUGCCAAAGACUUCAUCAGCUGCCUCAUGGAGAAGGACCCUGAGAAGAGAUUCACAUGUGACCAGGCUCUGGAGCACCCCUGGAUUGCUGGAGACACCGCUCUCUGCAAGAACAUACACGAAUCAGUCAGUCGACAGAUGCGGAAAAACUUUGCCAAAAGCAAAUGGAGGCAAGCCUUUAAUGCGACGGCUGUGAUCCGCCACAUGAGGCGUCUGCAGCUGGGAACCAGCUUCGGCAGCAGCGUUUCCAGCAACAACUCUGUGUCCAACCCUCAGAGCCGAGCUCCGGCCAAGAGCCAGUCUGUGGACUGUGCCCCGCUCUCCUCCAAGGACUGUCCUCCAAUAGCUCCUCUGCCAUCUGCUGUUAAAGUAUACAAUCAGGACUCCGAUGCCCCCUCCCCUCCCGUACCAGAGGAGCCACCUGUGGUGGCCGAGCCGCCACGGCCGCGACCCUCCACCGUCACAGUCAUCCACACGGGGACUAAAUGACGCCAGGUUCCGCGGGAGGUGAGCUGGGAGACCACGGAGCUUUGAGAGGGGAUGAAACCACCCCAGGCCUCGUGAGUUGAUGUUAUUGCCCAGCUUGCCCGUCCCGCAACCUCCCACCUCUUUCUGCCGAGCAUGGGAGGAAUUUAAGGAGCAUUGGCUCAGCUCCCUUUACCAUGGCUAAGCACGGCACCCUGCUGCUUCCCUUCCCACUGUCAUACAGACCUGGAAGUACAGAGGAGGGGGAGAGGGUCACCAGAAGUUGUUAUUGUGGAAGCCACGUUCAGGCUGGAUCAUGGUUGUCUGGCAGACAAACCACCUGCUGGUCUCGGAAGUGCCACACUAAAGGGAACUCUUUACUGAAGCUGCUGUCAUUUUUGAUUGAGCGCCUUGGGACAGGGCGCUCUUCUGUAUGCCUCGUGUAGAUAUCCUGCCUAGAAAAAACUGUGGAGUGGAGUGAUCAGUGAAAUAUAAGCGUCAAGUUGUGGUAAAUAAUUGUGACAUCAUCCGCACUCUGAACUUCUCGUCAUUUUGACCGCUCGUUAAUUUGCUGUGGUAUUUGCUACGAUGGUUCACGGGGUCAUAACUACCCAACAGUAUGACAGUGUGUGUAAUCUCUUUGCUUUAAAGUGUGUGGACGCGAAACACGAGCAGGAGUGUGGUCGCUGAGAGCGCUGGUGCAUUGUACUAAUGCAUCGGAUUAUUUAUUUUCUUACAUUGUGACUUUUCUAAGAUUACCACUUUGGGAUAUGUGUAAAAGUGAUGUCAAACUGGACUGAAAAAGUUAUCGCGUUAAAUGACAAAAGACACACUAUCUAAUAGUUGUUACUUUAUAAUCGCUGUUGUGUUUGGUUAAUUAAUUCUAAUGUGACUGUGAAGUCGUCCUCGACCACAGGAGGGCGACCACGUGUUUUCGCUUUGUGACCAGUUCUCAGGGAUGUGCUCCGACGUGAACCUAUCCAAAAAAAAACCCUGCUCAGAGUGGUCAGACACUGCUGCCGGGGACGUGUGAAAUAGCUGAAAAAGAAAAAAACUCCAAAUACUGCAUAUAACGUGCCAUCGGGAGAGUUUGACGGACGUUUCCUUUCUUUAAAUCCAUCAUUACUAACAUACGAGCAUCGUGUAACUCGCGCUGAAUGGAUUGUUUUCCCAUGAAAAAACCUUGAAUUACAGAAUUGGAUUGAAAGACAGUGUUUGAAACGCACAUUCAUGUCUGCAGUAACAAAAGAAAAGUCAAAUGACAAAUGAUCUUCCCAUUGCAGAAUCGUCAGAUCUAUAGUGUAGAAGUUCAUUCGAGAAAAUACCGUGCUCUGCUUCCGCCCAUGAACGGGCCGGUCUGGAAACCGUUCACUCUCUCUGUGUUUAAUCACUGUGCUUUCAUACCAGCCUGUAGAAUUUAGCAGAAAGACUCUUUCUCCCGCUCUCUCCCGCUCUCACAGAGAGAAGAGAAGGGAUCUGUCUUAGUAUUUUCUCUGUGGUAACUCUAUUUCAUCUUUAAAUCACUCAACAUGAAUGCAGGGUGGGAAAGAACCCUCCACCAGAACAUGCCCAAUAUCAGAGGGCUAUGCCAUCUUGAAUUAUCGAUAAAUGUUAAAUAGUGAAUAUCUGUAAAUACAAAUCUCAACAACACAGUUUGCUUGGGUCUUGAGUGUUUAUUUUUGUCUUCCCUACAUUUUUUCUCUCCAAAAAACAUCAAAAGAAGGAAAAUGUGGUGCAAUUACGGCACCUCAGUAUGCAUGUAUUACAUAUUGUUGCAGAACUGUUGUUUGGAGUUGUAGAGAUUUGUGUAUUAAAAAAAGAGGCUUGUU